This is a messenger RNA of Cyprinodon tularosa, 2852 nucleotides long. It is a transcript of the gene syn1, whose product is annotated as synapsin I. Lineage: Eukaryota; Metazoa; Chordata; Actinopteri; Cyprinodontiformes; Cyprinodontidae. Gene Ontology annotation, cellular component: synaptic vesicle; synaptic vesicle membrane. Gene Ontology annotation, molecular function: ATP binding. The transcript has 14 exons. Gene Ontology annotation, biological process: neurotransmitter secretion. Bases 404 to 2251 code for a protein of 615 amino acids. The record is from RefSeq and is a predicted model, not a curated record.
UUACCUUGACAACCGUCCAGCCUCCUCUCCCUCAGGAUGACUGGGAGUGACGCAGGGCAGACGGAAAAAACAGGGUCUUGAAGGGAAGCAGGGGAUGCUGGAAGGACUUUAUCCUGAAUUUAUUUCUCCGUUUUGAGAUCGGAUGCACGGCCUGGCCCUGCGCCCAGAGAACAUGCCCGUUACCUGUGGGAAGGCUUUUCCUGGGACCGAUCAGUAGGAAACCAUCGCCUCAUCCUUGGGGCGGAUCAGUUUGGACACAUUCCAAGGUGACGUUGGUUCCUGUUUCUGUUGAUGGGAAACUAGUCCAGAUAUUUAUUUUUCUCACCGAACACCAAGUUCUGAAUCUCUAGGUGGGAUUUUUUUUUUGGACCCCGUUUCUCCGUCAUUUGAUCAAAUCUCCAUCAUGAAUUACCUGCGUCGCCGCCUCUCGGACAGCAAUUUCAUGUCCAAUCUGCCCAAUGGCUACAUGGGCGACCUCCAACGCCCUGAGCCGCCGCAGCAAAGCCCCGCAGUGUCGCCCGGGCCGGCGGAGAGGCGCCAGCCCCCGGCCCAGCAGCAGCAGCAGCAGCAGCAGGCUGCAGGUGGGGGCUCCGGUUUCUUCUCCUCCUUAUCCAACGCUGUCAAACAGACCACAGCCGCUGCAGCGGCAACUCUAUCCGAGGCGGCGGAUCGGGCUGGCGUCUCCAGUCACGGCAAGAUCCUCCUGGUUAUCGACGACCAGCAGACCGACUGGGUGAAGGUCUUUAGAGGAAGAAAGAUCCACGGUGAAUUUGACAUCAAGGUAGAACAGGCAGAAUUCUCAGAGAUCAACCUGGUGGCCAAUGCCAAUGGCACCUACAACGUCGACCUUGAUGCCAUCAGGAAUGGGCACAAGGUUACUAAGUCAUUUAAGCCAGACUUUGUGCUGAUCAGACAGCACGCUUUCAGCAUGGACAGGAAUGGAGACCAUCGCAACAUGGUGAUUGGACUGCAGUACGCCGGACUGCCAAGUGUUAACACUCUGCACUCUGUCUAUAACUUCUGUGACAAACCAUGGGUGUUUGCUCAGAUGUCAAGACUCCACAAGCAGCUGGGCCCAGAUGAGUUCCCACUGAUUGAGCAGGUUUAUUAUCCAAAUCAUAAGGAAAUGAUCAGCGCCCCUCGGUUCCCUGUCGUUGUGAAGAUGGGCCAUGCUCACUCAGGAAUGGGAAAGGUGAAAGUGGACAAUCAAUAUGACUUUCAAGAUAUUGCUAGCGUUGUGGCACUAACCAAGACUUAUGCCACAUCCGAGCCUUUCAUUGAUGCAAAGUAUGACGUCCGCAUCCAGAAGAUCGGUAACAACUACAAGGCUUAUAUGAGGACCUCCAUUUCUGGCAACUGGAAAACAAACACAGGUUCUUCAAUGCUUGAGCAGGUGGCCAUGUCAGACAAGUAUAAAUUAUGGGUGGAUUCAUGCGCAGAUAUCUUUGGAGGGUUAGAUAUCUGUGCUGUGGAGGCUCUGCAUGGUAAAGAUGGAAAGGACUAUAUUAUAGAGGUUGAUGACUGUUCGAUGCCACUGAUUGGGGACCAACAGGAUGAGGAUCGAGUUCAGAUUGCAGAACUAGUGGUUUCAAAAAUGCAGGAGACUAUUCCACGUACUCCCAGUUCUUCCUCAGUCCGGGCUGCAGCAGGACAGCCAGCACAGAAAGCAGUUUCUCCUCAGCCUGUCUCACAGCCAAGAGUACCACAGACUCAACAGCGCCCCUCCCCUCAGGGUGGUCCCCAACAAAGUCCUCCUACGCAGCAGCGCCCCCAGCCUCAAGGCCAACCUCCUGCACCAACUCAGCCUUCUGCUGCCGGCCUGGGCGCUGCAGAGCCCACUUCCCAGACCAAGGCCAACCAAGGCCCCUCAGCCCAAACCCGAGCUCCAGGUCAGGGCGCUCCUCAGCGAAGCCAGGGAGGCUCCCCUCAAACUCAAAGGCAGCAGUCAGUCUCCCAGCAGCAGAAACCUUCUGGUGGGGGUCCUGGCCAGAAACCUGCAGGCGGGCAGCAACAAAAACCUGCCCCACUCCCUAGGCAGCAGUCACAGGGAGGAUCACAGAAGGCCCAGCCGAGCCGCCCCGGGCCACCAACCACAACACAGCCAAGGCCUGCCGCUCAAGGUCAGGGCGGCCCAGGAGGACGCCCCCCUCUGCAGCAAAAGCCACAGCCCCCACAGAAGCCCAGUCAGGACAGCCCAGCUAUGGGCGGUUCUCCACAGCUAAAAAACCCCAGCGCCCCGAGCCAGCCUUAGCCAGGACGAGGUGAAGGCUGAAACCAUACGCAAUCUACGCAAAUCUUUUGCCAGUCUCUUCUCAGACUGAGCUGGCAUCAGAUCCUCCCACCCCUCUUUCUUCCUCCGGCUGAGAGAAAAAAAACGCACAGGCAACCUGAUGGACACCCAUCUCCACCUCCCCGGAAGCGAGCAAGGACCAACAGUAUCACCGCUUUAUGAGUGUGACAUGAAAGCGCACACACCUGACAUCCAUUUCCCAAACAGACAAUAUCUAUUAGAGUGAACAAAAGGUAGAGUAGAGACGAGUGAUGUUAUGUUUCAAACAUUUCUUGCCUGGCUUAAAGCUUAACUGAGUCAUCAGAUCAAACCUCACAAAUGUCUGUGUAUUUGCAUGCAACAGUCAUUACCUAAAAUCAGAAACAAAGCAACACACAAUCCUGCUUCCUCGUUUGUCGGUACUGUAAAUCCGUCGUGGUGUUUGUGGUUAAAAAAAACUAAAGGACUGUACAAAUGUUAUUGGGAAAAUAGUUGAGCUUUUUUUCCUCUCCUCUUCAGUAAAACCCUGUUUUCCUGAGAACUAUUCCAACUUAUUCAAAAACAACAUUUCCUUUUCCUAAAA